AUGCAACUUUUCUGGUUUGGCGAACCCGCCCUACAUUGCCGACGCAAAGUCUUCAAUUGGAUGAAAACUUAACUCGACUAUUCUUACUGGGUGUUACAGUUGUCAAUCAGUAUAUUUUCAGGUGAUUUUUAGAGCGAUAGAAGGGGUCCACGUUGACGCUUAUUAAGUUACAGGAGGCAGUAUGAGUGUGGGCUUCAUAGGAGCUGGUCAAGUGGCUCACGCCCUGGUCAGGGGCUUCACUGCUGCGGGCGUGAUUGCUGCCCACAGAAUCACUGCCAGCUCUCCGGACACAGAUCUUCCAACAGUGCAUGGUCUGCGGAAAAUGGGUGUGAAUGUCACCACAAGCAACAAAGAAACUGUGAAGAAAAGUGAUGUCCUGUUCCUGGCAGUGAAACCUCACAUCAUUCCCUUUGUGUUGGAUGAGAUUGGACCAGAUAUUGAAGAGCGGCAUCUCAUUGUGUCCUGUGCAGCAGGUGUCACUAUUGGCUCCAUAGAGAAGAAGCUAGAACUGCAUCGACCAUCUCCAAAGGUCAUGCGUUGUAUGACCAACACUCCUGUCGUGGUGCGAGAAGGGGCCACAGUCUAUGCCACUGGAACUCAUGCGGAGGUGGAGGAUGGAAAGCUUCUGGAGCAGCUAAUGGCCAGUGUGGGCUACUGCACUGAGGUUGAAGAGGAUGUGAUAGACGCUGUCACAGGGUUGAGUGGCAGUGGCCCAGCCUAUGCAUUCACUGCUGUAGAUGCUCUUGCUGAUGGCGGGGUAAAAAUGGGACUGCCCAGAAGACUAGCUGUACGACUUGGAGCCCAAGCCUUACUGGGAGCUGCUAAAAUGCUGUUGGAUUCAGAGCAGCAUCCUGGGCAGCUCAAGGACAACGUUUGUUCACCAGGGGGAGCCACCAUUCACGCACUGCACGUCAUGGAGAGCGGAGGUUUCCGAAGCCUUUUGAUUAAUGCUGUAGAGGUCUCCUGUGUAAGGACGAAGGAACUUCAGUUUUUGGCUGACCAAGAGAAAAUCUCCCCAGCUGCCAUUAAGAAGACAACUCUUGACAAAGUACUGCAGCAGCCAGGUGUGAAUGCAGAUGCUGUUGGAGUUAGAUCUCAUGGGAUCAGUAUGUUUGGUAAUCCGCGGCCAAAGAAGAGCUGAGGGUGAAGAUUUUAAUGGGGAAAUGUCUACAGGCAUAUUAACAUUCAGUCACUCCUUUGGUCAGGCAGUGUUUGUGUUAGACUACUUUUACUUCUUAAAUGGGUCAUUGGGUCACUGGUCAAUUGGUAUUUAAUUUAAAUGGCAUUUUAACAUUGAGAUAUAACCUGUAAUAGUCUAUUUUGUUUAUGGCCCACACUAAUUUUAAGUUGAUCUACCUCUUUACAUUACUUCCAUGAAUUUUGUUAUUAAUAAAUAAUAAAAAGAAUUUCCACUAUUUCGUAAAACAUA
Boleophthalmus pectinirostris (great blue-spotted mudskipper) is the source of this 1429-nucleotide messenger RNA. RefSeq names its product pyrroline-5-carboxylate reductase 1a (gene pycr1a). The transcript is spliced from 8 exons. The coding region runs from base 182 to 1141 and encodes 319 amino acids. Gene Ontology annotation, biological process: L-proline biosynthetic process. NCBI's taxonomy places the organism in Eukaryota, Metazoa, Chordata, Actinopteri, Gobiiformes, Gobiidae. Gene Ontology annotation, molecular function: pyrroline-5-carboxylate reductase activity. The record is from RefSeq and is a predicted model, not a curated record.